This is a messenger RNA of Stereum hirsutum FP-91666 SS1, 1155 nucleotides long. RefSeq lists its product as uncharacterized. The transcript has 5 exons. The coding region runs from base 1 to 1155 and encodes 384 amino acids. The record is from RefSeq and is a predicted model, not a curated record. NCBI's taxonomy places the organism in Eukaryota, Fungi, Basidiomycota, Agaricomycetes, Russulales, Stereaceae.
AUGGCAGCAAGCUCUUCGCAUGGAACGCACCAUGGUCAUCGUGCGUUCUCCCGCGCAGAAAGCACCACGACUCUUCUGGCAAAGACUUUUGCCACACAAGUCGAGGUAUCUCCGUCCAGAAGAGACAACACGAGCAGUUUCUCUCCUAACCCAGUCAGCAUCGCAGCUCCGUUCGUCAACCCCGUCUCCAUGAAUGUGGGCUUUACACCUCGUCUUCCACAAGCCAUCCUGCCCCAUCAACGAACGGCCGAGACGAACAUAUAUUACCUUCCUGACGCCGUCCCGGAAUACAACGGGAUCGCAUCAAACACUCAGCACUCGCGCUUCGGUGCUAGCCUAUCAGCUGUUGCUCGUGACGGUGUACUCGUCGAUGACCCCGUCUCACACCAACCAAGAACCCCCACAUUGACUUCGAGCGUCGAAACCCACGACGAUAUCGACUUAGACCAACUAUGCAGCUUCCUAUUGAGCCCAGACCUCGUCGUCACACCCGAGCUGGAGGAGCAGAUAGGCCGCGCACUCGACGAGGGGCCCUCCGAGGAAACUGGCCACGUCGAGACGCAGGCCGCGGAGCCUCAAGACACGGUUGGGUACGUGCCUGCUAGCCAGCCUGCUGCCGUGCUCCACUCACAAGCCGCGGUCAACAGCACGCCUGAAUGCACAGAUACAGCCACGCCGUUCAUCCCGUCUCACUUUGUUGUUCACGACGCCCCGGCCUCGAUCCAGACCGAGGGUCCAUCUCCUCAGUCAACCCAUGAACCGCCGGACCCUGACACAAAAAAGGUCACGCAGACGAAGAAAAAACGAGGGCCGCGAGGGAAGUACAACAAGCAGAGCCCAGGAUGGGAUUUGAGCGGAUAUAACGCCCAAAUUGCACCUCAACGGGCGAUCGACGUCAGACGCCUGCCAUUGACGAGUGCUAGCGGGGGCAAGAGGAGGGCUCUCGUUCGGGUUAAACGCAGGCUCUCGUUCGGGUUGAACGUCAUGAAGUCUUUCGGCCAACUUGAGGAGCGCGUAUCCGUUAGGCCCCAUUCUGUUGUUUUCUCGCUAGACAAAGACCUAGACGAAUUACUCGGACAGAAAGAGGGGGAACAAGUUCGGGACUGGACGUUUUCCCGCGUCGUAAUGAGCAACGGUAAUCAACAGUUCGUCUAA